This is a messenger RNA of Cotesia congregata, 933 nucleotides long. NCBI's taxonomy places the organism in Eukaryota, Metazoa, Arthropoda, Insecta, Hymenoptera, Braconidae. The record is from the annotation of a GenBank genome assembly.
CAUAAUGUUGAUAAAUUGAUAAACUUGUUUUAUCUUGUUCCAGUACCACCGGAUAUAAUCGAUCACGAGACCAGCACAGACAUGAUUGUUAGAGAGGGUAGCAAUGUAACUCUACGCUGCUCAGCAACCGGGUCACCUUCUCCUAAUAUUACCUGGCGUCGUGAAGAUAGCAAGAUGUUCGUUGCAAAUGAUCAGAAAGUUAAAAGUGUCGACGGAUCAUAUUUGCGGAUAAUCAAGGUUACUCGCGGGCAUAUGGGAUCAUAUUUGUGCAUUGCAUCAAAUGGUGUGCCGCCUUCCGUCAGUAAAAGGAUCAUGCUAAUUGUCCAUUUUUCGCCGAUGAUAUGGAUACAGAAUCAACUAGUUGGCGUGAAGCUGGGUCAAAAAAUGACACUCGAGUGUCUGUCAGAGGCAUACCCGAAGUCGAUAAAUUAUUGGACAAAAGAUACAGCGGAAAUAAUUGCUCAAGAUGGCAGAUAUGAGCCGGUUCUAGAAGAAACUGGGUACAAAAUCACAAUGAAACUGACUAUUCGCUCUGUUUCCCCUGCCGACAUUGGUACAUACAAAUGUGUUUCCCGAAAUUCUAUUGGAGACACCGAUGGUACCAUCAAACUUUAUGAAAUCACAUCGGAUAACGAGCACGAUACAUAUGGUGACACUCACUACAGAGGAAAGCUCAGAAAGAAUUCGGGAAAUAAUUUGCUGGAUGGGGAUCAAGAUAUGCCGAAAGAACGAGACUUAAAGCUACGGGGGCGGAAGGAUAACGCCGUAGACGGGGAUGAAGAUUACGAAGAUUCAAGAUCGGGAUCUAAGUGUACUGCUUGGCAGUCGUCAUCAUUGCAUUGGUACUUUGCUUUCAUCAGCAUCCACAGCUGCAGUCUCUUCAUCCCGGUUGAGAGGAUAAACCUUCGCCUGACUUCCUUACUAAGUCAUUAG